AUGCAAACGUCUGAUGUGGACAUCGCUGAAAUUGAUACCGAGAGCAGUCUGAAGAUUCUGGGCCUGCAUUGGCAACCACUCAAGGACUGUUUUACCUUCAAGGUCGCGCCAGUCGUCAAUGCCUGCACCAAAAGAGUUAUCCUAUCGGAGUCGUCCAAAAUCUACGACCCACUUGGCUUUCUGUCACCGUGUACAGUAUUACUAAAAACCAUGUUUCAGCAGCUCUGGUUACACGAUAUUCAAUGGGAUGAAGAUAUUCCCGUUGCGUUAUCGCAGAGCUGGCUGACAUUUCGGCAGAACUAUGCUUGCUUCAACUCGCUCCGAAUACCGCGAUGGGUACACACUAGCCCCAGAGAUAAGUUCCAGCUUUGUGGUUUCUCAGAUGCUUCACAGAUGGCCUAUGCAGCUGCAGUAUACUGCCGCAUUCCAACAGCUGAGGGCGCCAAGGUGUUCCUGCUCACUGCCAAAACAAAGGUUGCUCCACUGAAGCAGAUGUCUCUUCCCAGAUUAGAACUGGCGGGCGCGUUGUUACUUGCAAAACUUUUCAAGGCUGUCAAAGGCGCAAUGGAGCUCGGCGAUGUUGAAUGCAUAGCUUGGACAGACUCGAUGAUUGUACUCGGCUGGCUAUCUUCACAUCCACGGCGCUGGAAAACAUAUGUUGCCAACAGGGUUGCCGAAAUUAUCGAAUCCAUCCCUCGCCCAUCAUGGCAACACGUGGUAUCAGCAGACAAUCCAGCAGAUGUGGCUACUCGUGGCCUAGAGCCAGAAACGCUCUUGAAUUGCAAUCUUUGGUGGCGCGGGCCCAUUUGGCUUGCUCAGCCACAGCAAACCUGGCCGCGCUCCAUUCACAAUGCACCUGAUAUGAACAGCCAAGUUGCGGCUGAGGAACGAAAAAAUACUUGCUUCGCCUUCCUGGCCACUGAGCAGAUUGAUGUCAUCAAUUUACUUUUUAUUCGUUACUCGACACUAAACAAGGUACUUUUUACAAUUUCGGCAUGGAAUCGUGUUAUCCAAAGAAGGCGCGAGAGCAACACUACCUUUCCAAAGAGCUAUACUGCAGCAGAAAUUUAUAAGGCUCUCAUGCAUUGCGUGCGGUGGUCUCAAGCGCAAUACUAUUCCGAAGAGAUACAACAACUAUCAAGGCACAAACAACUUUCUACUAAAAGUUCAAUUGCUAAGCUUUCUCCAUUCAUCGAUUCACUGUCAAUUCUCCGAGUCGGCGGCAGACUAAGGAAUGCACACUGUGACGUCGAAACUAAACAUCCAAUCAUCGUGUCAAAGGACAGCAUUCUAGCUCAGCGAAUCAUUGUCUCUCAGCAUAUAACAAAUCUUCACGCAGGUCCAACAUUACUACUCAAUAUUUUACGCCAACAGUUUUGGAUCACCUCCUGCCGUCGUUUAGUCAAGCAACAAAUAAACAAGUGUGUAGUUUGCACCCGCUACCGUGCGGUGACUUGCACUCAGCAGAUGGCUGAUCUUCCCCCCAGCCGCGUUACUCAAGCGCGACCAUUUCUUCGCACUGGCGUCGACUAUGCUGGCCCUUUUUUGAUGAAGGCUCACAAAGGUCGCAAUGCUGCUCCAAUCAAAGGUUAUAUCGCUGUUUUUGUCUGCCUUGCUACACGCGCAAUGCAUCUUGAAGUUGUCUCAGAUCUGACUACAGACGCGUUCAUAGCAGCUCUAAAAAGAUUUGUCUCCCGCAGAGGCUUGCCAUCCGAUAUGCACAGCGAUAAUGGCACAAACUUUAUUGGCGCCAACCGCGAACUAAUGAAGAGUUUCAAACAGAUGUCCAAAUCUCGAGAUGUCGGGUCAUAUAUGGCCACUUCAUUCAUCAACUGGCAUCUAAUCCCACCAGGUGCACCACAUUUCGGCGGAAUUUGGGAGUCCGCAGUUAAAGCAACGAAAUUUCACCUCCGACGUGUUUUAGGCGAAACUAGGCUCACUUACGAAGAAUUUGCUACCUUACUUUGUGAAAUCGAGGCACAACUCAAUUCUCGGCCAUCUCACAGUUCUUUAUGA
Messenger RNA from Rhagoletis pomonella (apple maggot), 2016 nucleotides. RefSeq lists its product as uncharacterized. The record is from RefSeq and is a predicted model, not a curated record. Gene Ontology annotation, molecular function: nucleic acid binding. The transcript has a single exon. The coding region runs from base 1 to 2016 and encodes 671 amino acids. Lineage: Eukaryota; Metazoa; Arthropoda; Insecta; Diptera; Tephritidae. Gene Ontology annotation, biological process: DNA integration.